Aplysia californica (California sea hare) is the source of this 2145-nucleotide messenger RNA. RefSeq lists its product as uncharacterized. The record is from RefSeq and is a predicted model, not a curated record. Gene Ontology annotation, molecular function: DNA binding. Lineage: Eukaryota; Metazoa; Mollusca; Gastropoda; Aplysiida; Aplysiidae.
GAUGGCAGAAUAUGAUCGCGUGUUUGCCAAACAGCUGGUCAAGGAGGUGGAGCGACACCCCAUCUUGUACGAUGCCAACUACCCUGAGUACAAAGACAGAUUCAAAGUGGACCUGGAGUGGGCAGCAGUUGGCUUGGCCAUGAAUCAGACCAGUGAUGUAGUGCGAAAAAAGUGGCAGAAUCUCCGAGGCUCCUACAGCAGAGCAUUGUCAUCCAGAAUCAAGGCAGGUCCCAACUGUUCUCACAAAAAGCGUGCAGUGUUCUAUCUUGAAAAGGAGAUGGACUUUCUGCGGGACCAUAUGUCACAGGGUACAAUGAUAGAGGGCAGCAGUAUGCUUGAGCCAGACGACAACUGCGACAGUAAGGAGGUGGUUAGUGGUGAUGUUCUAAGCUUUGGAGGGGAAGAAGACAUCGAAUCAGAGUCGGAGGAAGAGUUAGUGUCACACUAUGUCCCUCCAAAAAAGAAAAAGAGGAAUUUGUGUGCAGUGAAGGAAUCUUCCAGGGCAGUUAAUUUCACAUAUGGGGAGAGGAGAAAAGAGAGAUCGGACACUGACUUGGACUUUUUCAAAGGACUCCUGCCCCAGGUGAAAGAACUCAGCAAAGUCUACAAACGUGACUUUUUCUACAAAGUAUACAACAUUUUGUACGAGACCUUAUGCCAACAAGAUGCUGAUGUUGCCAUCAGUGAGGUCACUGACCACAAGGUGUGAUGGCUUUCAUAUUAAUUGUGACCUCUUGUUGUGAUGGUUGAUGUAGUGAAUGUGAUCUUGCUGACUACGAGAGGCAAUGAUUGAUGUAGGAAUGUGACACUUGCUGAUGGCAAGAUGACAGGAUUAAUUAUUCUAAAUAGGACUCACCAUUUAAAUUUAACAUACAUUUUAUAGAUUAGUUCAACAAACUUCUAUUCAUUUAGGGUGUACGGCUGUAACCCACCCAUACACGAGGUUUGAGACAUACAUAAACGAUAUUUCUCUAAAUAGUGUACAGGUGUGAAACACCCAGUCACUUGGAAUAAGACAUGAAAUAUAUCAUUAGGGAAAGGAUUAAUGUAGUGAAUAAGAUGACAGUUGCUGCACACUGCAUGUAAUGGUUGAUGUACAGAUGUAAUGCUGACUACAAGUACAAGAUGUAGUGGUUGAUGGAGUAAAUACACAACACUUACUGUCUGGAUGAUGUGUACUGUAAUGGCUGAUGAGGUGAAUGGGUUCAUCAUGUAGCCAUGUAUCUGUUAUUUUAUUUUAAAAGAGGUCAAUGUCGAUCAGGUGAUUAUGUUUGUGUGGUAUUUUAGUCUUAGACUAUUGGGUAAUAAUUAUAAAUUAUAAUACAGUAAAACCUUGUUGUACCGUCCCCCGUAAUACCGCCAGUCCUGUUGACCACCAGGUUUUGCCCCUGUAUGAAAAGGAGCGCCUGUAUAGCAUAAACCUAGUAUUUGCAUCUUCACACCGCCAACUGUCUGAGUUGUACAGUCCUUAUUUAACUAAAUGUAAUGUCAGCUAACAGACAGCCAAAGGUACACACUGCAUACGGUGCACAGCUCCACCUGGCUGGCUACUCGAUAUGCUUUCUCCCACGAGAAAGUCAUAGAGCUAGAGAAAUAAAAGACUCCCGGUUCUGAAUACAUGUGCACUAUGUACACGAUACAUCAUGUAUCAGCCACCAACAAAAAAAAACCACUUUUCAAACUCAUAUUGUGCAACAGAGUCAUGUUCCUUGACGUUGGACAGUCGGGGCUAUACAACAGAGGAACCCCAUUGAACUGCCAGCCCCUCUAUUCUGCCAACUUCAUGCUCGUCCCAAGGUUGGCGGUACAUGUACAUGUAUAAUGAGGUUUGACUGUAUGCAUUGGCGUUGUCACAAGAAAAAUGAGCCACUCACAAAUGUUAUGCUCACCUUAUUGAACAGUGUCAAACGAAAACAUAUUAAUAUGAGUCAUGAAUUGUUCAUGAGGCUUAUAAAAUGUCUGUUCUGUCAUCGGUGUGAUGAGAUGAACAGUUUUCUCUUCUUCUUGGUUUGGGGAUACAUGAAGCUGUACAGAAAUCAAUCUGAAAGAAGAAUUGCCCUGCUGUUGUAUGUAUUGACCUGGUUACAAUAGUUUCCAGGUCUGUUUUAUGCUUUUUUUAAAUAAAAGAGUCAAAUCAUUGAAAAA